This is a messenger RNA of Colletotrichum siamense, 1251 nucleotides long. RefSeq names its product Heptaketide hydrolyase ayg1 (gene ayg1). The transcript is spliced from 5 exons. The record is from RefSeq and is a predicted model, not a curated record. NCBI's taxonomy places the organism in Eukaryota, Fungi, Ascomycota, Sordariomycetes, Glomerellales, Glomerellaceae. The coding region runs from base 1 to 1251 and encodes 416 amino acids.
AUGUCGCCGCACAAGCUUCCUGAGAUGGAUGGUAAGCGGCAAUGGGUGAUGGGCACUGAAGCCUUCGAGCGCAAGAUGCCUCAUCACCAGGGAAUCAAGGCUCUCUGGGAGACCAAAUGGAAGUUUCCGUGCACCAAGAGCGUCUACCCUUUCCAUGACGGACAGUAUGAGGACUUUGAGCCCAUUUUCGAGCACUUGAUCAAGGAAAACAUCAAUGACGGAACUUCUACUGCAUACACUGAGGCCUUCUUUCCGAUCGCAGAGGCUCUGACAGCCAAAGGCGACAGGGCGGCGGCUGCAGGCAAGAAAGACGAAGCCAGCGAUCUGUAUCUCCGAGCAUGCACCGUGUACCGCAUAGCGCGGUUCCCAUACAUCACGGCGUACCCUGAAGUCAGCUGCCCAGUCAAGUGGAAGGCGUGGGAGGCUCAGAAAGAGGUUUACAUGAAGGCGGCCCAGUCAUGGGAUUGCCCCCUCAUUGACAUCUCCAUUCCGCACAAGCAUGCCAAGGGUGGUGACCUAAAGUCCAUUCCGUCCUACGUCAGAGUUCCUCACGGCGCCUCCAAGAGUAAGCCUAGCCCAGUCGUCAUUCUGAUGACUGGUCUUGACGGCUACCGUCCUGACAAUACGGUUCGCUCAAAUGAGUUCCUCGCGCGCGGCUGGGGAAGCGUGAUUGUCGAGAUCCCCGGAACCGCCGACUGCCCCGCUGACUCCGCCGAUCCGGAGAGUCCUGACCGUUUGUGGAGCAGCGUCCUAGACUGGAUGGCUGCCGAUGGCCGCUUCAACAUGGAUAGGGUCCUGGUUUGGGGCCUUAGCUCCGGCGGGUACUACGCCAUUCGCAUCGCGCACACUCACAAGGACCGUCUGAUCGGAUCGAUUGCGCAAGGAGCCGGUUGCCAUUAUUUCUUCGACCAGGAAUGGUUGGAGAAGGCUGACGGACACGAAUACCCGUUCUUGCUAACUCCGGCGAUGGCCAUGAAACAUGGCUACAAGACGGUUGCUGAAUACAAGGCGGGUGUGCAAAAGAAGUUCUCUUUGCUCGAAACCGGGAUCAUCGAUAAGCCGUCCAGCCGUUUGUUGUUGAUCAAUGGCACACUUGACGGCUUGAUGCCUAUUGAAGACUCGAUGAUGCUAUUUGAGUACGGUACGCCUAAGGAGGCCAGGUUCUUCUCGGGAGCCUUGCACAUGGGAUACCCCAUGGCCAAUGCAUCCGUGUAUCCUUGGAUGGAGAGCGUCAUGGACAGCAAGAUGUAA